GCAGUAAGAUGCCAUUCGGAUUCUGGCAGGUAAAAAAUUAUUGACAGUUAUGUGUUUUGUGUGUUUUUGGUAUCCUCUUAUAAUUAAUAUUGCAAAAUGAUUAAUAAAGAAUCCGAAGUCGUAGUAGAGAAAAUAUGUAGGUGUUGUAUGUGUGAAAAUGAAAACAUGCAUAAUAUGUUUGAAAAGAAAAAUGAAGAGAAUGAGGAAGAUUCCUCAACACUUCUGUCCGAUAUGCUGGUGGCUUGUGCUUCAAUAGAGGUUUCAUCUGGAGAUGGUUUACCCACUAGUUUAUGCAGGGGUUGUGAAGACAAGUUAAAAAGUGCCUAUGAGUUUAGAAAGUUGUGCCAAAAAUCUGAUACAACUUUAAGGGAUCUUACACAGGAUAGUAAGAAGGGUAUUAGGCAAGAAGAGGAUAUAGUAGUACAACCUGAUUUACACAAUGACGUUUUUGAUGUUGAAGAUGAAGAUAAUAUUCCACUUAUAGAACGAGGAGUGAAGAGAAAAAGAGGCAGACCUAGAAAAAAGGAUAUUGAGUUAACAUGCAAUGUUUGUCACAAAAUAUUGCAGACACCAAAAGGCCUUAGGGUUCAUCUUCGUUCGCAUCCAGAGGCAGCUGAGUUACCCCGCCACACUAAGAAUCAAGAAGAAGCAGAGGAUACCAAAAAAGAAAAGGAAAUCAAAACAGAAGAUGAAAUAAAAACCGAAGUAGCAGAUCUUUUUGCUGCAAUCCAAGAUAGUGAGAAAAAAGGUGAUGAGGUCCAAGAGAUUGAGCCAGAUAUCAGCCACUUCAGUGACCAUGAUGACAAUGUGUUUAACGAUUUCCCCCCAAGUGACAUAGACAAUGAUGACAAUGAUGAAGACUUUACCCUUACCAAUGUAAAAGAAAAAAAACCGAAAAAGGAGCGGAAGAAGAGGAAAUCCAAGCAAGUUGAUGACAAUGGGACAGAAAAAGACAAAGCUACAUAUGAGUGUAAAGAGUGUUCAAAGGUUAUGACAACAUACAUUGGAUUGAAGAUUCACAUGAGGAAACACACUGGGACAGAUUUGGCAACUUGCAAUAUUAUGGAAUGUGACUAUUGUGACAGAAAAUUCAAAUAUAGGAAAAGUUUCUUACACCACAUGCAACAAGAACAUGGAAUGGAGGAAAUGGACAGUGAUACUGACAAGAAGAAUAAAUCUGAUGCUAAAGAUGGCGAAGACGGUGUUUCAACAAAACAUGAAAUUAAAUUGGAUGAACUUAAUAUUAACGAUACUAAACAAGAAGAAGAUGAAGAUGCUGAAGCUGGCAUUCCUGAUGCUGAAAAUGUAUUUGUUAAGAAAUCCCGCAGUAAAAAUCAAGUAUGUCAUGUUUGUGGGGCCUCCUUUUCGAGAGUAAAUCAUCUUACAAGACACAUGACAUUACAUCGUGCUGUUUUAGUUCAUCAGUGUGACAGAUGUGAAAAGGCAUUUGCUACUGAAGAACAUCUAAAAGUUCAUGUUGAAGAAGAGCACAUCAACAAACCUUAUGUUUGCACUGUGUGCAAUAAGCCAUUCAGCAGAGGUGAACAUUUAAUCAGACAUCUAAAAGUCCACCAAAGCACUACAGAUAAAGAUGCCAAUUUGAAGUGUUCUAUUUGUGAAACAACAUUUACAAGGUCAGAUCACCUGGCGCGUCACACCAAGAUCCACUUGCUUCAGGAUAAACGUCAUGUUUGCGGCGAAUGCGGCAAGGCCUUCAACCGACUCGAUAAUCUCAAGACUCACCAGAGGAUUCACACGGGAGAAAAGGAUACGUCCAAGCUGCAUCUGUGUAUCUACUGCGGAAAGGAAUUCAAUAAUUCCAGUAACAUGAUCGUCCAUAUGCGGCGCCAUACAGGAGAGAGGCCUUACAAGUGUAGCGAAUGCGGAAAGGGUUUCCCGAGGUCGCACGAUUUGAAAUGUCACGAACGUACUCAUUCGGGCGAGAAGCCUUAUUUGUGUACGUUAUGUGGAAAAUCGUUUAAUAAGAGUAAUAAAUUGCUCCGUCACAGUCGAGUACAUACAGGCGAACGUCCAUACGUAUGCAACAUAUGUAGUCGAGCCUUCACUCAGUCUAACGAUCUGGCACUUCACAUGCGCAGACACACGGGAGCCCGACCGUAUGCUUGUGGAGUCUGUCCCGCUAGAUUCAUCCAGUCCGGGCAGUUAAAGACGCACAGACGAACUACAGGACAUUGGAUGGACGUCCAACCGGAUCUAAAAGGAGGACACAGGGUUGAACCUGUUACUCCUGCUCACGAACCUAUGCCCAUUAGGUUUAAAGUUCAUAGAACUAUGAAAAAAGAACAAAAUAUUCUCGAACAAGCCGGACUUAUGCCCGCUCAACCGUCAACUUCGGAAACCAACCUCCAACUAAACAACCAGGUCGCAUCAAUCCAAAACGAGCCGCAUAGGAUAGUGAUGGGCAUCAUGGGUAACCUAAAAAUACCAGGUCCCGACGCUUCGAUCCAACCCCUGCUAAUAGAUAGCGCUAAACUAGCAGAAUUGCACAACGCUGGGUUGGUAAACCUGCCCUCAGUCAUCCAGACAGCCAACGGCGACGAAAUUAAAUUGAAAUCCGAGGUUGCCAAUUUCGGUAUGCCUCAGGACAUGGAUAAACAAGAUGGCAGCAACGCCGGUAACGCUUACCAGAACGACGUUAUUUAUUCUAGUGUAGGACACACCUCUACAACGUACACGACCAGUGAGAAUUACAAUUUUCAGAGUUUUCACUAGCUUGAAGUAGUGCAGUUCGUUUAAGGUAGCCUUUCUUUUGAUGUAGUACAAGUUUUGUUGAUUAGACUAUAAGUAAAUGGACACCACUUAUUGACAAUUGCUACAAUCAAUUGAGAAUGUUUCUUUAUAUAUAUUAUAUACUAACACAACAACGUGCAUCUGCCGUACUAGCUUAAAGAAACCUCAAUCGCUCUUACGAUUCCUUAUUAUAUAGGAACGUUUAAAAUAUUAAUUAACAGGUUGACUGCCAAAUGUAUUGAUAAACAGUAUCUACUUUCCAGUUUUCUAGCAACUUACUCCUUUCCGGUAGAGAUCAUUGAUUGAGCGUCACCGAGUCCUGGGACCAUGUACCUUAUCGUACUACAUCGUACUAUUCAUCCCCCACCUAGCUGAUUCGCUCGAGAAUUUUAAUUCUAAGCCAUAGGACCAAUUUGGGUUAUUUAUGGUUAUUUUUAUCGUGGGCAUAAACGUUUACUGUAUAUUGGGCUGUAAAUUGUCUACUAGAUUCUUAGCGUUUUUUAAGACCUUUUCUUUUUUCAACUUGAAUACAAUCAAAAUGGUAACUGUUUUGGAGAUCAUAGUCAACCUGUUAACUCCCGAUAUAUUUUCUGCACAAAGACUGAUAUUUAUUAUAAUUGUUCAGAACUAUCUCACAUUUUUAAUUUUUUGCAAAAUUGCGCCACAUGUAUGAAAAAUAAAUUUUUACUGAGUGUUUUGACAUAUAAAACGAAAGUCGAAUUUGUAAAAAAAGUCAUUUGAAUAACCAUUUACCAUGUAAAAGACAUAUUAUUAGGAAAACAUAUUUUAUGGUAAAUCAUGUAAAAACAAAGUUAUAAAGUUGGAGAAAAUAUUUCCUCAAAUUUAUACGUUUUCAUAGUAAACGCAAAGAUUUAACAAUUUUUUAUCAUGCUGAUAGAACACCAACAUAAAUAUAAAAUUGUUAUGCACAUAGUCGAAGCAAUGGAAUUAUUAUUUUAAUAAGCACAAUAACAUUUUUUUAAAAAGUGCGAAAAUUGUACAAACAAUCAAUGUAAUAGUUUCCUCAGAUGCUACUUUUCUUCACGCCUGUUAAAAAUCUGUUCGAUUUUGUACUUGGGUAAAAUACGAAUUACCAAUAUUAUUAGAGAUAUACAAGAAACAGUGUGUAAUUUGUUGAUGGAUUCGACCGUUACUUGA
Messenger RNA from Diabrotica virgifera virgifera (western corn rootworm), 3909 nucleotides. RefSeq names its product zinc finger protein 852-like. Lineage: Eukaryota; Metazoa; Arthropoda; Insecta; Coleoptera; Chrysomelidae. The record is from RefSeq and is a predicted model, not a curated record. Gene Ontology annotation, molecular function: zinc ion binding; DNA-binding transcription factor activity; RNA polymerase II cis-regulatory region sequence-specific DNA binding. The transcript is spliced from 10 exons. Gene Ontology annotation, biological process: regulation of transcription by RNA polymerase II. Gene Ontology annotation, cellular component: nucleus. Bases 97 to 2733 code for a protein of 878 amino acids.